AUGUUUUCAUCAGCUUUGAAGAGUUUUAGCUCAAAUAUAGCGGCCAAUUAUCAGCUGUCCCCUCAUCCAUCAUUUACGUCGGGCCCCUGGAAGGUGUAUGACGGUAAGAAAAAGAGUACCGGAAAUGAAGCUUCCAUUUUCGUUUUUGAUCGGAAAUCACUGGAUGUGCGGGGAGUCGGCCUUGCUUCCCAGUCAAACUCAUCAUCUCUGAAAAAGAUACAUGAUGAAGUUGUCGAACGGUUGAAACGAGAGGCUAGUAGCCUAACCCGGCUAAGGCAUCCUUCCAUUCUUCAAGUCUUGGAACCAGUGGAGGAGACUCGAAACGGCGGUUUGAUGUUUCCUACGGAGCCUGUCACCGCAUCUUUAGCAGGACUUUUACGCGAGAUGGAUGACCGGGAGACGUCUUCCGUUGGGGGCCGGCGAGCCGGUCAAUGUAUUACCGGGGAGGCUGAUGCCAAUCAGGCUGGAAAGGGUAUUGAGAUUGAUGAGAUCGAAAUACAGAAGGGCUUAUUGCAAAUUGCAAAAGGCCUGGAGUUUUUACAUGAAUCUGCUGGGCUCGUCCACGGCAACCUGACUCCCGAAGCUAUCUAUAUCAAUGCGAAAUCUGACUGGAAAAUCUCUGGCCUUGCUUUUGCUGGCCCUGCUGACUCGGGAUCACAAUCGUCACUGCCUCCGCUUGCACUAUCUGAAGUCUUACACGAGGAUCCUAGACUACCGUCAUACGUUCAACUCGACCUAGAUUAUACCUCCCCCGAUUUCGUAAUUGAUUCGAAUAUCACUACGUCUGCAGAUCUCUUUUCUCUUGGUCUUCUCAUCAUUGCACUUUAUAAUUCCCCUCACAUCUCUCCUCUUAAGACGCACGGCAACACUUCGACAUACAAAAAGUUGCUGGGUUCACCAUCAACAAUACCUUCACAAAAUAAUGGGUUUCUUUCCUCUCGUCCAAUCCCUAGGGAUCUAGCGUCAUGUGUUCUGCCAAGGCUUAUUACCAGGAGAGCGGCGCAACGAAUGAAUGCAAAGGAGUUCCAGCAAUCUCAGUAUUUCGAUAAUAUCCUAGUAUCUACCAUUCGCUUUUUGGAGUCUUUACCUACAAAAUCACCUAACGAGAAAUCCCAAUUCAUGAAAGGACUAGGUCGUAUUUUACCUGAAUUCCCACCUUCAGUUCUCGAAAGAAAGGUUCUUGGUACCCUCUUGGACGAAAGCAAGGAUAAAGAGUUAUUGCCACUGAUCCUGUCAAAUGUCUUUAAAAUUAUCAGAAUUAUUCCUUCCGGCCCGCGGGUCGUUCCUGAGAAACUUCUUCCCCACCUCAAGCCUGUCUUUCUCCAAACCGGAGCUAAAGGUCUCCCGCAGGAACGUGACAACAGCAAAGAUGCUAGUCUUAUGGUUGUUCUGGAAAACAUGGAUCUAAUUGCUAAAAACUGCUCGGGACGGAGUUUUAAAGAGGAUGCACUACCUUUGAUUCGACUAGGGUUAGAAUCCUCCACACAUUCAUUAAUUGAUGCCUCGAUGCGGUGUCUUCCGGUGAUUUUACCGAUUCUGGACUUUUCUACCGUAAAGGAUGACGUUUUCCCCCCGAUUGCUUCAGUUUUUAGCAGAACCAGCAGCCUUGCUAUCAAAGUUCGUGGCUUAGAAUCGUUAACUAUUUUAUGCGGCGGAGUGGCAAAGGAGGAAAUUUCAGGUUCGACUUUGGAUGAUGAUUUUGCAGAAGUUCCAAACAAAAUUCAACCAACCAAAUCUGGUACAGUUUCGAUUCUUGACAAAUACACGGUCCAGGAGAAGGUUGUUCCGUUGUUAAAAGCCAUUAAAACCAAAGAACCUGCGGUCAUGAUGGCAGCCUUAAAUGUGUUUCGGCAGGUCGGUCAGAUUGCUGAAACUGAAUUCAUUGCCCUGGAGGUCAUUCCGAUCUUAUGGAAUUUCAGCCUUGGCCCGCUUCUCAAUAUUCAGCAAUUUGGCCGUUUCAUGGAUCUGAUUAAAUCCCUUUCCUCAAAGGUCGAGCAGCAACAAACGAAAAAAUUGCAAUCACUCUCCUUGUCAAACGAGUUCGGAGAUGCUAAGAAUAGCAAUUCCUAUAUUAUUGGAACGACUGGCGUAUUGAACGGCGGAACUGAAGUUGAAAACUCAAAAUCAGAAUUUGAACGUCUGGUCCUUGGCAAAGGGACGGCGUCCAGUUCUAGCAACCCUUCCUGGAAUGACUGGGGCACGGCAACAUCCAACCCAACUAAUCUGCCGGCUAAGACUGAUAAUACUCCUAAGUUUUCAUGGUCGACCACCAAUCUUACAAGCACUGUGGGUCAUAAUUCGGGACCUAGCCAACGGUCGAUUACUCCUGACAUGAGCAUUAACUCCUUUCCUACGCUCGAGCCUACGAAUCUAAAACAGCAAGCGUCCACAAUAUCUCCAUUUCCCUCCUUGCAACCUUCGCAACCUUCUCAAGCUUCACGUUGGCCCAUGCUGUCACCAUCUGGGAAACCCGCGACAAACCCACAACGCAGCUCACUAAUGAAUCAAUAUUCCGCGAGCUCAACUUAUCAAACCUCAUCCACCACAACAGCACCAUCAGCCUCAUCGUUUGGGCACAUGCCACAAACGACCACGCCAUUUUCUCCAUUCCAAAUCUCUCCCCCUCCACCACCACCGUCAAAUAUCCAAUCCCAACAAACCUCGUCAUCCGCUUCCCUUUCUGCUGCGUUUAGUCAACCAAAACCAAACCCGAGCCAGCAGUGGCAGUUGACACUACCGGCUAUGCAACCCCGAAAUAAUCAACAGAAACAGGGACUUGAUAAAUAUGAAAGUCUGCUUUGA
Molecule: messenger RNA, 2802 nt
Organism: Paracoccidioides brasiliensis Pb18
Product: SCY1 protein kinase
Exons: 2
Coding region: 1-2802 (933 amino acids)
Biological process (GO): protein phosphorylation
Molecular function (GO): ATP binding; protein kinase activity
Source: RefSeq, a predicted model, not a curated record